Molecule: messenger RNA, 350 nt
Organism: Mollisia scopiformis
Lineage: Eukaryota; Fungi; Ascomycota; Leotiomycetes; Helotiales; Mollisiaceae
Exons: 1
Coding region: 68-265 (65 amino acids)
Source: RefSeq, a predicted model, not a curated record
ACUUAAAACGCACUUCCUCCAGCCUGGUAUUUUCCGGAUAUCUUACUUGUCCAAUCCAACGAAUGACAUGAGCAUAAAAAGCAUGAGUGCCGCAGAACGCCUCCCGCCAAUUCCAUCCCAACCUCCACUCCCUAAACCAUCCGUCCUUUUCUUUCGUUUUCCCUCCAUCAAAGAGCCGAGCCAAGUAAGUGUGCUGAUCAUGCUUAUUAUGAUCCUCCGCGUGCAUCAUUAUGCCCUUCUCAUUUUGCUCUCAACACCCACUUGACUCGGCGUCCUCAUUUCUCUGAUCAUUAUCCCGACCCCGGGACAUUAGAAGCCUCACAUCGCCUUCCCAACUCCACCCUUAGAAC